Messenger RNA from Salvia miltiorrhiza (redroot sage), 1832 nucleotides. RefSeq lists its product as uncharacterized. The record is from RefSeq and is a predicted model, not a curated record. The transcript is spliced from 4 exons. Bases 332 to 1522 code for a protein of 396 amino acids. Lineage: Eukaryota; Viridiplantae; Streptophyta; Magnoliopsida; Lamiales; Lamiaceae.
AAAAAUAUCUUUAUAGCUAGACUAUGUUUUAUUUUUAGAAAUAUAAAAAUAAUUAUUUUAAUAUAUUAACUCAUUAAAAAAAGGGGAAAAGCAAUUAAGUAUCCAAGCUUCUUCUCCGUCUCUCUCCCUGUUAUAGACGGCGGUUCCUCUCUCUCUACAUUACAAAACCAGGCUCCACGUACCAAACAAAAUAUCCUCUCCCGGAAUUCAUACACACACCACACGAGAUGUCAAACACUCAUCUUCACACCAUUUUCACACCUCAAAUUCUAGUUUGAUUACCGUUUCUCAUUCCUCAAAAUAUACAAGCCCAAGCCCCAAUUAUAACUCCAUGACUAUGGAUUCCAAAUUGAUCAAACACAGCAAGGCGUUUCCGAAACCCUCGCUGCUGAAAGAUUACUUGAUGGACGACAUGAGCUCCUGCUCGUCCAACGGCUUCAAAUCGUUCCCGAGAAAGCAAUGCUGCCCCAGCACCGUCCGAUUCCUCGUCGAGAUCGACCUCAACCUCAACCAGCAGAAGAAAUAUUUCAUUAGAAAUAUCUCAACCAAAUCCGCCGCCUCCGCGUUUCACAGAUUCAUCGCCGCCGUCAAACGCCUCCCCUUCGGCUCCUCGCCGGAGAAGAAGCCGAUCCUACCGCGCAACCUGUCCAGGAAAAUCAUCAGGAAAAGUAUUUUCUGGAAGAGGAAAUCCAGCUACAAGGAGAUCCAACGGCUAAAAUCGUUCGAUCAGCUGAUGAAGGAGGACUCUCCGCCGUUGGAUGUUCCCAGCGAUGGCACCGCGCCGGACGCGUUUUCCACCGGUAAUUCUUCUUCUCAUGAAGUAAAAUUGAAUUUUACUGAGGUCAAAAGAGAGGAAGAAGAAGACGAUGACGACGAUGCGUUGGAAAACGGCGACGUUUCGGCCGAUUCAACUACCGGCGGCGCAACCAAAUCCUCCACAGAGGAGAAACAGUGGUCAGUUAGUGAAGAGAAAGAACAGUUUAGCCCAGUGUCAGUGUUGGAUUGUCCGUUCGAUGAUGAUGAAGAGAUUUCCUCUCCUUUUCAACACAUGCAAGGUAGUAGGAAGCCAAAGAAUGAGAGGUUUGGAUGUGAUGCUGCGGUGGAUCCCCUCAACCUAAGUAAACGGUUUGAAUCUACAGAAGAAGACGAAGACGAACCAGAAGAGUACGAGGCGAAGCCAGCAGAGCAGAAAGCAAUUGAUUUAUUGCAUCAAGUGAUGGACACUAAGGCUGCAGACAGCAGGCUUCUGCUGGAUUUCUUCAUAGAGAAAACAAUCUCGAUGCGAUGGGGAGACGAUGAUCUGAUACGAGAAGCAGAGAGGUGGAUCAACAGCAGCACAACAACAUUAAUCCGCGACGCGUUUCUUGGAUGGAACAGGAAUCCUUACGUGGAGGAAUCGAGGGAGUGGAGAUGUUUUGAUGGAGAGAUUGGGGAGAUGGCGUUGGAGUUGGAAGGUGUGGUUUUUGAAGCAUUGUUUGGUGAGUUGGUGGUAGAUAUCUCAUCUGCACUCACCAUCGUCUGAGGAAGUCGGAAGUGAUGAGGUUGUUUUGGUCAUUCUAGUGCUGGGUUGGAUAUGCUUAGAAUGACUAAAACCACCUUUGAGAUAUACUUGCAUUGCAUGUCUUUUUUAUAUGAGAAAAUUUCGAAUUGAGAGUUGUCUUUUGCGACACUGACUCGACGCAUAUACGGCUUUCUCUUUUGAUCUUGUCAAAUUUCUUGCAACCUUCGACCCCACAUUUCACUAGCUAAAUCGCGUACAUCAAUUGGUUCUAUAUAUUCUUGGACACUUUUUGAUUUAUUUAAUUAAAACUUUAAGAGAUAAUUUAUUUUAA